Molecule: messenger RNA, 2334 nt
Organism: Tuber aestivum (summer truffle)
Lineage: Eukaryota; Fungi; Ascomycota; Pezizomycetes; Pezizales; Tuberaceae
Source: the annotation of a GenBank genome assembly
AUGUUCAACGACAAUCUCCUCAUCUGCAGGGCUUGCGGAACCCAAUUCGAUACCUCCGAUCGGAAUGUGCUCAAAAACUGUCGAAUUUGUGAUGUUUGCUCCCUCCCUUUGUUCAAGCCUGCGACCGGAGCUGACAGAGCUACUUGUAGGACCCCCGCCAGUUUGUUCCUCCGACCGGACAAGAAUUCACGACUCUCGUAGAGAUGAAAGGUAAUUACGAGACUAUGAUGGCCCCAGAUAAAACCGACGGUAAUAUAAUUUCCUUGUGGACCGAGCCGAAAGUACUGUUGCCGUUUCACAACCGCUCAGGGGCUUGGGGCUAAUGGGGUAGCGUACAGUUCGCGAUCGGUCAGCGUGCCUUCUUGAUAAAAACGCCUCAUGGAAACGUCCUAUGGGAUCUGAUAACUUACCUUGACGAUGAGAAUAUCCGAAGAAUCAACGAAGAGGGCGGGAUCCAGGCUAUUGUGAUUUCACACCCACACUACUACACCACCCAUAAUCUCUGGGCGAAAACGUUCGGUUGUCCGGUAUACCUCGCAACGGAAGAUAAAGAAUGGCUGUGUCGGGAGGAUCCCCAAGGGAGAGUCUUCAUAGAGGGGAACGAGGAGGAGGUUGUUAAAGGGGUAACGGCAGUUAAAGUGGGAGGACACUUUCCGGGCAGUUUAGUUCUACACUGGGGAGACAGACUAUUCAUUGCUGAUUCGUUUGUCACUGUGCCGGUACGUUCUUUAAGGAUUUACGUUUGCGGCAGCCGGCUAAUGACUGUAGAGUGCGUUGUAUCACGAGGGUAGACUACCGGGGACCGCCUCUUUUAGUUUUAUGUGGUCAAUUCCCAAUAUGGUAAUUUCUUUGAUGCUGGUCGGUAUGCUUGUCUAACAAGACCAGAUAACAAUGCCGCCGCAAGCCAUAGUAAAUAUCUGGAAGGCCUUGAAGCCUUAUAAAUUCACGACUACCCAUGGCGCAUUCACGGGGAUGGAUGUUAGGGAUUCUAGGGUCAAAGCACGGCUAUUGGAGAGUGCUAAAAUUGCAAUUAGGGCGAUGGGGUAUGAGGAGAGCCAGUUCAUUGAGGAGCUGUCUGAGUAAGGAUUGGCACAAUGACCACUUUUGCGGAUUCAUGCAUCAUCUAUAUACUCCGGCGUUAGUGUGGAGAACGGUGUUGUAAGAUCCCUUAAGACAGAUACGGGGAUGUCUCAUAAUCGUGCACAAAGGAUGCUAGGUCCUAAAGUGGAAAACAUGAGCCUUCAUAACAUGGUGUCUGGGGAAGGGAAAUGAGGCCCGACGGCUCGGUACCCUUCCCCGCCCUGUUAGUAGCAUAAUCCCGAAGCAGGUGCUUGGUUUUGAUAGUAGCAGUGAAUCACACAGGAAGGUCCUCUGCUAAAUUUGGUUUCCUCCCGCAAUCAACCGCAGAACUCGGCCCGGGGUUUGAUAAAAGACCGGGAUGUGCCGAAAGCUUCCAGGGCUGGUACGACACAUCACUCUUCAUUGGGGGCUGUAGUCCCCGAAAUGGCCUUUGGAGCCUUUUGCACACUCCUGUGCCUUUACCAUUGCCUCUUGGCCCCUGCUCCUCUAUAUUACUGUGGAGUCUAUUCUCUCUUUUCUGGUUCGGCUGGAGGCUUGAAGGUCAGGAAAGCUGCGGAGGUAUAGAAACGAUGGAUGGGUGAUGCUUGAGGGUGGUAUACACUAUGUACCCUGGAUCAGUCAGCCCUAGCAACCUACGAAGCUAUGACCCUGCACGGAAGGCUCUUACCGCUGAGGUUAAGUGCUCGAUAUCAACCCGUAUGCGCAGUCGUAUAGCCAUCAGGACGGGAGGGUCCAUCGGAGGAGGUCCAGGGGGUUUGCAUUAUAGGGAGUUUAGUGCUGGGGGAGGGGAGGGUAAAGGGUGCAAGACUUUUCCUAGACUAGGGCCUUGGAAUGACUGUAAGGCGGAGGUUCUAACAAUCAUGAAUAGGUGUCGGUGAAGAUUACCCCCAUGGACGCGAAGAACUAAGGCAAAUAGGCGAUGAAUAAAUGGAUGUUAUUCUAGGUCCACUGUGAAAAGCAGGGGGUAUGCCAUCUUCCCGUGAGGCACGGUGAAAGCCUCGAAGGCUAGAGAAAGCGCUGUCUUUUGUUAUAGCUUUCCCGUGCGGGAUCUUCGUUAGAUCCUCUGCUAGGAUUUGGAUGAUGAUUCGAAGGUACUGUAUAGUUGGUGCGCAAUAGGGAAAAUAGGUCUGUUUUGGAAGGGGAGGAUGCGGGUCGCAGAUCUGAGAGGAGGGCGGAGGGUGCAGGAGGGAAGUGUUGAAUAUCUGCCAAUCUGAUAUCUGGGAUAUCUGGUUAUUAGGUGGAAACAACAGGUAU